Molecule: messenger RNA, 2659 nt
Organism: Linum trigynum
Lineage: Eukaryota; Viridiplantae; Streptophyta; Magnoliopsida; Malpighiales; Linaceae
Source: the annotation of a GenBank genome assembly
AUACUGGUUAAUCAUCGGUUAGGCGAUAAACCUUCAACCUCUCACUAAUCUGGAUCGAUGUCUGAUCUGGUUUUGACAACAUUGGUCUCAGCUCACCUCUCAAGUGUCGAAAUGGGAGACUAUACCGCAGGUACAACCUGUUGUUACCCCUUUGGCUGUGCAUAGAGGAUUAGGGGUAAUAAAAUGGUUGGCGGUUUUCAGUUGACUGUCUAACCGAACCAAAAAAUGCUUUUAGUCGGCUAACCGAUAACCGCCAUUUAUUUUCGGUUGGCGGUCUCGGUUGGAGGAAAUGGCCAUAUUCGAAAACCGAGCGGUUGUUGGCUAUAACCAAAACCGUUGGCGGUGCACCACCUAACCGCGCUGACCCAAAAUGUAAAUCGUCUCCUCCUCACUCCAGCAUUCCCCAGAAUCCCCCUAGUACCCAUCUCUCUCCCAUGCGUCCACUUCUCUCCUUCCCAUCCAUCAUUCCACUCUCUCCCCACAAAACAAUUGUUUUCCCUUCCUCUCUCUCUCUCAAAUAGAAGAUCUAGAGAUCCGCUCUCUUCCUCUUCCUUCAAAUAUAUCCUUGAGAUCAUCACCAUCUCUUCCUACGAUUGGGAAGCAAAGAUAGAGCAGGAAAGGAGAACGGGCGUUGGGCAGCAUGCAAUUUCCCAGUCGCCUAAUCGUCCUCCUCCCUCUGCGUCAGCCGUCGCCCAGUUGUCCGUCGUCCUCAGCCUUUUCCUUUGUUGUCGUUCGUCAUCCUGGAUCUCCAAUCUUCCUAUAUGUGCCUCCGAAGAUGGAUUCAUAUCCAGAUCCUCCUCUCACGCUCUCUCCCCUUCCUCCCUCAUCUACCUUGAUUCGCGGCGGACUCGGAUCCGGAUUCGCGGUGGACUCAGAUCCGAUUUUCGGUGACAUGCAUAUCGAUGUGGUGGUCGGAGUUGGUGUGUGUCGGUCUUAGAGCAACCGCCGCUUGAAACCGAAACCGACGGUUGCAGUUAUCGGCUAACCGAUAGUGUGUCGGUCUCGGUUGUGGUUGGCGGUCGUGUGAUCAAUUCGGUGGCGGUUAACCGUGUAACAUCCCAUUUCGGCUAAAAUCGUAUUUCGAUCGCUAGAAAGUUCGCGAUUUAAAAUCGAUCAUUUCGACACUAUUUCGACGAAAAUCGGAUUAUCGAUCGAUCGGAUAAGUAUACGUAUUAUAUAUAUAUAUAUAACAAAAAUGAGUGAGCGGUCGGAUAUAUAUAUCCCCAUCCCACCAUCAUUUUCAUUUGCCAAGUUUCCUCUCGAUACAGAAACCACAGGGACGCGCACAGGGUAGUUUAGAAGAAAAUUUCAGAGCUCAAAUCUUGAGUUCUACUAAUCCAAAAAUCCCGUAAGUAAUGCCUAAUUCAUCCAUACAUCGUGAUUUCUCGAUUUAGAGCUUUAAAACGAGUUUUUGAUUCAGGAAUUUCUUGAAUUCCCGAUAAGCCAAAUUAGGGUUUCGGAGUAUCCGGAAGCCGGAUUGAGCCCAAAUUUCAUAUACGAGCUUCCUGCAGCGAGGUAAUCAAUCCUCUAGUUCUAAUCCCUGAAUUUCGGCAAUUAUUUAGGUCGGGGUCCAAACCGCUGAAUUUAGCUCCGGCCAGGGUUUGAUGUGUUUUUAUCGAGAAUUUGACCCGGAGCCUAGAACUAAUAUUGACGGGGAUACUGCAGGGGAUAUUAGGACGGUCUCGGAUUUUAAUUCGGGGUUUGUUCGUGAAAUUGAUGUUUUAGUACGGGAAGCUUAAACCAGUGUUUGAACGACCAGAACUGGUGAGGGAUUAGCACGGCAUACCGGGUUUGUCGUAUCACGAUAAUUAUAUUGAUCCUUAGAAUUGACCUAGGUUAACUAGAAUGGCAUGAUUAAGGGUGUAUGAACUUUUGUGCUAUAUGAUGAACCAUGGACUACUGUAUGAUAUUAUUGACUUGCCCUAAUCGAUAUGAACCUUGUUUAUGCUGAUGAUUGUGUAUAUGUUGCAAAUUGUGGGCUGGACUGUUAAUAUGCUUUACGAUGGUUCGAGAAGGUGAUUAGGUAUGACUUUUCAUGAUUGUUGUAUUUGAAUGCACAAGUGGGAAAAUAUAUAUUCCCUGGUGAUAUUAUGAUGUUUAAGGAGGAUGACUUGCACGAGGGUUUAUCCCGAGGAAGUGCAAUUAUACGACUCCUUAUUUACCUAUGUUGAGCCAAUUAUGGCCAGGGCAAGUACAUGUGUAAGUAAUGAAUUAUGAUUAAGCAAGAUGAGAUAUGAAUCAUGUACAAGGAUACCAAAUAUGAGUGUUGUGGUCUCACGGUCAACUACAUAGUAAUUAGGGCUCCCUAUGCUAUUACUCUAUUAUGAUAUGUAUGAUAGUCACACCUCUCAUGUGGUGGUGACUGAAGAAUUCUUAUGAGAUAUGACCACACCCAGAGCGGUGUCGGGGUAUGACUACACCCAUAGUGGUGUGGGGUAUGUAUGACCACAUCCGACGAGAUGUUGGGGUAUGUAUGACUACAUCCGACGGGAUGUGGGGUAUGUUUCCCGGGAGAGUUAUUAGAUAAGUAUGUUUCCCGGAAGAAGCUUUCAAUUAAGUUUCUUCACUCUCCACUCGAUAACAUCAACUUCAUUCUACACAAUUAGAAAGAAAAAAUUAGACAUGUCUCCACAAACAUAAAUAAGAUAAGUUGUUUAGA